Molecule: messenger RNA, 1698 nt
Organism: Recurvomyces mirabilis
Lineage: Eukaryota; Fungi; Ascomycota; Dothideomycetes; Mycosphaerellales; Teratosphaeriaceae
Exons: 2
Coding region: 1-1698 (565 amino acids)
Molecular function (GO): Hsp90 protein binding
Source: RefSeq, a predicted model, not a curated record
AUGGGCCGUGUGACUCGUGGAUCAUCUGACAUGGAUCAAGCACAGCAACAUUUGCAGCGAGAAGGUCGUGCCUGCUACAAGCGGCAGAACUAUGAGCAGGCUCUGGGCCACUUCAAUCGUGCAAUCGGACGAGCUCCGUCUGCCUCACUGCUUGACAAUAGAGCUGCCUGCCACGAGAAGCUCAACGACCUCCCUGCCGCGCUCAAAGAUGCCAAGAAGGCCAUCCAACUGACGAGAGAGGAUCCCACUGGAUAUCUGCGUGCUGGCAAAGUCCUCGUCAAGAUGGAGAAGCCGUCUGUCGCGCUCGAGAUCUAUGCUCAUGGCUUGAGGAGUGUCAAGCAUGCGGGUCAAGGCUAUGAGCUUCUGCGCAGGGCGCAAACUGAGCUCCGAACAGAGAUGUCGCCUACAAAGAGUGUUGAUCCGCUGACCGUUCUUCCUCGCGAGCUUGCCGAGAUCAUACUGGAGUAUCUUUCAUUCCAACAACGCAUGAAUGCAUGUCUGGUUUCAGCACAAUGGGCAGGCUUCAUACGAUCGUCUCCAGACCUUUGGCAUCAUCUCGACCUUAGCACCUCACGAAAGAAAGUGAGCACCAAGUUCAUAAGUCGCGCGAUCAACAUAGGUCAGCAGAGAAUGACGACGGCUUCCUUGAGCAAUCUGUACGACCUCGAUAAAUCAUUGCAUGCAUUGACACGACACUGUCCAAUCACAGCGUUGACGCUGCUCAAUGUCGGUCUACAAAGCGACAACCUACUACAAGCCCUGAAACAGGCCAAGCAGCUGAAGGUGCUGCGAUUGACUGAUGGUGUCGAGAUCGGCACUCAGACAAUACAGCUACUGGUGUUGCAGCAUGCUGCCACGCUCGAGGAAGUGCAAUGCCAUCCGGUGACAGCCAUGAAUGACUUUAAUCUCCUGGAGGGGCGAUAUGAUUGCAUGACAGCUCUGAGUGUUCGAGCACAAUCAUUCGCAUCGCGGCCGUCCUUCUUCGAACGAGUCACUGCAAGCAUGCCAUACCUGCGCUCCCUCACAGCAAUCGCGACUGGUCGUGCAGAACCGUUAUUGCCACCGGUACUACAUCUGGAAGGCAUGAACUAUCUUCAGUAUCUUAAUCUCGAGAUGGGUGUCGGCUCUGUGGGCGGCGUCAUCCUACCACCAACGAUCGCGUCACUGCGGUUCGCAUCUACUACCGCCCGUUGGCUACCACGCUUUCCGGAUAGGUCUAAAUUACCACUGCCUAGCUUGAAGCGCCUGACUCUCCACCUGCCCAUCAAACAGAAUGUCCUUGUGCUCAGACUCUUGAUGAAUAGCGAUGAGAAGCGACUAGAGCACAGUCUGCUUGAGUAUCUCGACAUCGCUCUGCCCACGAUCUUGGAACUGCUCGAUUCUGAAGAUCUACCCACGUUCGUUGAGCUUCGUCACCUUUCCUGCAAGCAGCUAGACACUGUGAGCGAGGAGGAUAUUGCACGCAUCGUCAAAGGCUGUCCGAAGCUACAGACGAUCGAUCUUAGUGGUAGUACAAUCGAUGGAGUGAUGGUCAAACGAUUGGUACUAGAGUUGAGAGAACUGCGCCAUUUGAUAGCAGACGAUUGUCGUCUGCUGGGUAGAGAUGCUGUUGAUUGGGCCCGAUCGCAGGGCGUUCGAGUCGACGCUAGGAGUGCUGAUGCUGUAAAGAUAGGCAGGAAGGUGAGGUAUGCUGUGUAG